UUGCCAAAGGGCGGGCUUGUUCUUGGGACGUGUGUGUGUUUGUGGGAGUAUUGUGACCUAGCUGAGGGACUGGCAACAAACACUGCAGGUACAGCUUGAGCUCAUCAGGGUUUCCGCAUCAAAAGCGACUGGACUUCACUCCAGCAACACCAGACAGCCAUGCCCUUGAGACCAAGGGCUUCCUCUCAACCUGGAAGAGCAAACACCCUUCCAUCUCUUAAAAACAUCCCGGUUCUGCGCCCGAGAGCUUCAUCGUCUCACUCGAAGUCGCCUUUAGAGGAUGAGCUCUCUUGUCCGGUCUGCUGCGAGAUCUUCACCGAUCCCGUGGUCCUGAAGUGCAGCCACAGUUUCUGCCGGCUCUGCCUUCGUCAGUUCUGGAACAGGAAAGCGGCCAAGAGGGAAUGUCCCGUGUGCAGGAGGAAGAGCUCUCUGACGGAGCCCACCGUGAGCCUGGCUCUGAAGAACGUGUGCGACGCCAUCAUACAGGAGCAGAAAGGACAAGCGUCUGCGAGAGCCGGAUCAAAUGCUGCCAACGGGACGUCCAAAUCGGAGGCUCUUUGUGCCAUUCACGGGGAGGGACUCAAAUUGUUCUGCCAACAGGAUGAAGAGGUUCUCUGCUGUGUUUGUCAAACGUCCAAGAAACAUCAAGGCCACAGUGUGUGUCCUUUGGAAGAGGCAGCAAACGAUCUCAAGGAGGAAAUACGGCAGAUUGUCAUCCCACUUAAGAAAAGUCUUAAACUCCUCUAUGAGGCCAAACAAGAAUGUGAUGACAUAACAGUCCACAUCAAGAACCAAAGGGAACAGACAGAGAAACAAAUUCACGAGGAGUUUGCAGAGCUUAAAAAAUUUCUUUUGAAGGAGGAAGCUGCAAGGAUUGCUGUUCUGGCCGAAGAAGAAGAGAUAAAGAAGCAGACGAUGAAGAAAAAAACGGACUUAAUCACUCGUGAUAUACUCAUCUUUUCACAGGCUGUCAUGGCCAUUGAAAAUGAGAUUGCCAAUGAUGACAGCCUCUUUUUACAGAACUACAAGAAUGUCAAAAUGAGAGCUCAGAUAACAUAUCACGAACCAGAAACCAUCCCCAAAUCUCUAAUCGAUGUCGCGGAGCACAUGUCCUCCCUGAAGUUCGGAGUGUGGGAAAAAAUGCAGAGUCUGGUGGAAUUCACUCCAGUGACGUUGGACCCCAACACAGCCUACCCCUGUUUGUCUCUGAGCAAGAAUCUAACAAGUGUGUCCAACACGGGGGUGAUGAAACAGCUGCCUGAUAACCCUGAGCGCUUCGACCACUUUGUUUUUGUACUGGGCUCCAAGGGUUUCACCUCCGGAUGCCAUUCCUGGGAAGUGGACGUGGGCCAAAAUAAUGACUGGGUUAUUGGUGUGGUUAAAGAAUCCAUAGCCAGGAAAGGCAAAAUCUCCGGCUGUCCAGAAGGAGGAUUCUGGACCAUCGCUCUCUCUGAUGGGAAGUACACGGCCAUGACCACCCCGCACACACCACUCAUGCUGAAGGGACGCCUGGAGAGGGUUCGCGUGAAGAUCGACUAUGAUGCUGGAGAGGUCAGCUUCUUUGACCCGGUGGAUGUCACACCCAUCUACACAUUCAAUGACCACUUUACUGAGAGGAUGUUCCCUUUUUUUUGUCCGGGGGCAAAUAUAAAUGGGAACAAUCCAGGGCCACUUAAGAUCUGCCCUGUGAGAGUGGCGGUUUGGAACAGUGCCUCCUGGUGACUGUUCAACAGCUUUGUGUGUUUUUUUUACUACAGUACCAGUCAAAGGUUUGGACUCGAUUACUUAUUCUGUCUACUAUUUUAUCAGAGAUUAGAAUAAAAUGAAAUCAUAAAAUAGCACCAAAUCUUCUAUUUGAUGUUCUUUGAAGUCGCCAUCCAUCUGGGUUCAACUCUGCAUACUCUGGAGUCUGGACAUUCUCAAUUCUGGGAUGCAUGUUCACAUGUAUGCUGGAAACAAGCUAAUCCAAAUUGUCUAUUUUGGGAAAAACCAUAAUAUAAAAUCAUAAUUUUGUAGAAAAAUAAAUUGGACCCUACGUAGUCAUGCAAAGGCCUUAGACACUGUCUCCAAAGUGGAUGUCUUCAAAUUUUCUUCAUCUCAUUUAAUCCAAGAUGGAAAUCAUUAUUUGUGCCAGUGUCUGAAACUUAAACAGUUGGAACCAAAUAUGUGAUUGUGUCUUAAAAACUUGGGCAUCCUAUUUGAUAAUGAGCUUCAAACGGAUAAACAAAUUAAUGCUGUUGUCCAGUCUAGCUUUUUUCAUUCCCGCUUGGACUACUGCAACGUUGCUCUACCAGGGUAUUGAUAAGUAAAUUCUAACUCGGCUGAAGCUAGUGCAGAAUGCCGCCGCUAGACUCUUGA
This is a messenger RNA of Pimephales promelas (fathead minnow), 2358 nucleotides long. RefSeq names its product E3 ubiquitin-protein ligase TRIM39-like. NCBI's taxonomy places the organism in Eukaryota, Metazoa, Chordata, Actinopteri, Cypriniformes, Leuciscidae. The record is from RefSeq and is a predicted model, not a curated record. Gene Ontology annotation, molecular function: zinc ion binding; protein binding.